Orycteropus afer afer is the source of this 717-nucleotide messenger RNA. RefSeq names its product CD8a molecule (gene CD8A). The record is from RefSeq and is a predicted model, not a curated record. Lineage: Eukaryota; Metazoa; Chordata; Mammalia; Tubulidentata; Orycteropodidae. The transcript is spliced from 6 exons. The coding region runs from base 1 to 717 and encodes 238 amino acids.
AUGGCCUCGCUGGUGACCACCCUGCUCCUGCAGCUGGCCCUUCUGCUCCACGCUGGCGCGGCCAAAGAGACGAGUCCGUUCCGGAUGUCACCGCAGAAGGUGGUGGGGACCCUGCGCGAGCCCGUGGAGCUGAAGUGCCAGGUGCUGCUGUCCAACGUGGGGUCGGGCUGCUCAUGGCUCUUCCAGAGGCCCGACGCCGCUGCCAGCCCCAUUUUCCUCAUGUACCUCUCUGGCAGCCGGGUCAAGACCGCGGACUGGCUGGACACAAAUCAGUUCUCUGGCAGCAGGUCCGGGGACGAGUUCAAGCUCACCCUGAGGAAAUUCUCGGAGAAGGACCAAGGAUACUAUUUCUGCGCAGUAGUGAGCAACUCGGCGCUGUUCUUCAGUCCCUUGGUGCCUGUCUUCCUUCCAGAGAAGCCCACCACGACGCCGGCACCGCGACCACCGACGCAAGCACCCACUAAACCGUCUCAGCCUGGGUCGCUGAGCCCUGAGGCGUGCAGGCCCUCGGCGGACAGCGCAGUGGACACGAGCGGUAUAAACUUCAACUGUGAUCUCUACAUCUGGGCGCCCUUGUUUGGGACCUGUGUGGCCCUACUCCUGUCACUGAUCAUCACCAUCUGCUGCAGCCACAGGAACCGAAGACGUGUUUGCAAGUGUCCUAGGCCCCAGGUCAGACAAGGAGGCAAGCCCAAUACCUCAGACAGAUAUGUCUAA